UUCCGGUCACUGCAUUCCAUUCCACACACAGAAAGCCCUCAGGGUAGAUGCUAGAAUCAAGUCAGCUAAGGGACCUUUUCCAUUUGGGGGAGGAGUUACGACACAAGGGGGAGGAGCUACGCCAGCGGGAUAGUUCCUCUACUGUCCACGCCACCAACUAUUACCUUUAGUAAUUAGGUGGUGAGCGAAGCGGAGCGGAGCGAGCCACCGUGCCCGAAGCGUGGCGAGCGAAGCGAGCCCGCGAGGGUACUUUUCGGGUACCCUGUUCGCCCGUAGCUCCUCCCCCUGGCGACGUAGCUCCUCCCCUCGAUACGUCACAAGGUCCCUUCAGCCCCUCCGAUAUAGAACCAACCGAAGCCUCAGUGUCCGUAGAGAUCAGGAGGGGGAGUAUAUAGAGGAACACGGGUCUGUACAAGGACGUGAUGAUGGAGAAUUACCAGCCCUUCACAUCACUGGAUGGGUCCAGUAACAGAAAUACCCCAGAGAGAUGUCCCCGUCCUCUGUAUUCCCAGGAUUGUACAGAGGAGAAUCACAGGAUCCCACAGGAUCAGGUAGAACGUCUGUCUGAUAUGAAGGCAGAAGAUAUAGAGGGAGAAGAAGAUGCAUAUGUGACUGAUAUAAAGGCAGAAGAUAUAGAGGGAGAAGAAGAGACGUAUGUGACUGAUAUAAAGGCAGAAGAUAUAGAGGGAGAAGAAGAGACGUAUGUGACUGAUAUAAAGGCAGAAGAUAUAGAGGAAGAAGAAGAGGCAUAUGUGAGGGGUGAUCAGCAGUGUAAGGAGGAGGAGAUCCCUACAGAUAUCAGCACAGCAAUGUCAUCUGAGGAGUACCGCCAAUUCUGGUCAGGAUUCAUUGAUCUGUACCGUCAGAACGAGUGCCUGUGGCGUGUCAGAAGCCCGGACUAUGCCAACAGAAUCAAGCGGAAUCGGGCAUAUCAGCAGCUUAUUGAGUACAGUAGAGGCAAAAACUCUGAUGUUGAUGUCAAUUGGGUGAAGAAAAAAAUUUCACAUUUCCGAACAGUAUUCGUGAAGGAACGCAAGAAGGUGCAAGAUUCACAGCGAUCCGGAGCCGGGACUGAUGAGGUCUAUAAACCGACGCUGUGGUACUAUGACCAAAUUCAGUUCAUUAUAGAGCAAGAGGCGCGGGUAAGGUCACGGGACGCUCUAGAUCCAGAGUCUCCAGUUCUUGUCGAAGAGGAGGCCCAGGAGAGUCUGGAUCUGGAUGCUACCCUGGAGCUGGAGGUGGAGCCUACCACAGGCCAAGGGGCAGAAGUGGAGGAGCCGGUGGCGCGCCCAGGAAGACCGAGGCGCACGGCAAGGAGGACCACUUCUGCACCCUUUAGCACCCCCUCUGGCUCCCAGCAGUUUUUUCAACGCGCUGAGGAGGUUUUGCAUAGGCCCCCGGAUGCCGAACAACAAUUUGGCAAUUUUAUUGCAUCGGAAAUGCGCCUGAUGACGGAUGAUCAAAAAUUCAUCGUCCAACGGUUAGUCAAUGAGAUUGUCUCACGUGGCAGGCGCCAAACACUGGUGUCGGCAUGUGAGAUAGUGCCAACUGACCCUUGGUAUCACCCAAAUUUGUCCCGUCCCCCCUUCCCAAACAACCCCCCCAUGGAGCAUGCGCCGGUAAACCCCUCUCAGCAACCGUAUUUUAUUCCUUCGGGAGCCACACAGCCCAGCCCCUCCCCCCCAAUCUAGCACCUCGUCCAGUGGCAUGUACUCUGACAUGCAGAGUACACAGUCCUCUGUGCUGGGCGACCCACGCGUUUUUCAUUUAUAAUUAGUUUUUUGGACCCGGUUUUUUAGUUUUGUUAGAAAAAUCUGCUGGUGACCUUAUCCUACGCUCUUGCUCAAAGUGAACUGUAUUGAGGUCAUUAGUACUGCAGCGUCGGUUUUGUGUCCUCACUGUCCCGGACUACGGAUCGUUGUGAAGACUGCACUUCUUGUGUUCCUUCCAGACUGUUUGGAAAUUUGAUGAUGUUCUUCACCCAAGGCAAAAUUGCACUGUUUACCUCUACUGUACUCGGAUAUGCCCGUUUCCUGUUCUGUUGGCAUAGUCCCUGUCCAAAGGCACUCGUUCUCAUUGUACAGCUUAUGAAUCCUGGCCAGAGUUGGCGUUGGCAUUUAAUAUUUUUAUAAAGUUUAUAAAAAACAAA
Messenger RNA from Pseudophryne corroboree (corroboree frog), 2149 nucleotides. RefSeq lists its product as uncharacterized. Bases 423 to 1691 code for a protein of 422 amino acids. The record is from RefSeq and is a predicted model, not a curated record. The transcript has 6 exons. Lineage: Eukaryota; Metazoa; Chordata; Amphibia; Anura; Myobatrachidae.